AUGCCACUUGCCCUACGUGGGCAUGACAAUUUUAGGCGGCAAAAAUCUGUGGUGCUGGGUGUUGUGUUCUUCUCUGUCAUGUUCGUGUCCAUGGGCCAGUCGUCCCAGAUCGCAACGUAUACGGCCGACCGUGAGAUCUUUUACAAGCUGCGAGGAGCCAAAUUCUUCCGCACGGCAUCGUACGAUCUUGCCAAUUCAGCGAGUCAGAUCCCACUGGUUCUAGGCGAGACGGACAUCUUUGCAGCGCUCGUCUACUUCCUGUGUGGCUUUGAAGCCGAAGCGUCUCUGUUUCUCAUCUUUGAGAUCGUUCUCUUCUUCACAAACCUGGCAAUGGGAAUGUGGUUCUUCUUCCUGAGCUCAGUGGGCCCCAACGCGAACAUCGUCACGUCUUUGGGCAUGUGCUCCAUUUUCGAGUUUGAGAUUUUCGCUGGCUUCAUUGUGACAACGGACCAGAUCCCGGACUAUUUGAUCUGGGCUCACUGGAUUAGUCCCAUGAGCUGGAGUGUCAAGGCUAUGGGAUGA
This is a messenger RNA of Phytophthora infestans T30-4, 522 nucleotides long. RefSeq names its product ATP-binding Cassette (ABC) Superfamily. Gene Ontology annotation, molecular function: ABC-type transporter activity. The coding region runs from base 1 to 522 and encodes 173 amino acids. Gene Ontology annotation, cellular component: membrane. NCBI's taxonomy places the organism in Eukaryota, Oomycota, Peronosporomycetes, Peronosporales, Peronosporaceae. The record is from RefSeq and is a predicted model, not a curated record. The transcript is spliced from 2 exons.